CGUAUUGAUAAUCUCGAUAAAUCUGUUAACAUAGUGAUGCAACAUAUUGAAGUAUUGCAAAAUCGAAUGAUCAAUAGUAUGGUGAAGACUGAUUUAAUUAUAUCUCAGAUGCACAAUAUGGAGUCUACCAUUGCUAAUGGUUUACCCGAAUUGAAAUUAUCACAUAUGAGUGUUAGCCAAAAUAACAGAUCUACACAAAAUACUUCAAACAUACUUGAAGAACAACUGAGAAAGUUGGAUCGUAAAGUAUCUGUUAUUGAUACUAAGCUAGAGGGUCUUAAGCUCCAAAUAGAUAAUAACUUUUUACAAGUUGAAGAAGUAUAUGGUGAGGCUAGUGAAAAAAAGCCAAUCAGUAUAAGCGCAAAUGAAAUUUCAAAAGCUUUAAACACUGAAGCUAUGACACAUAUGUCAUCCGAAUUAGGAGAACUUAAACAUACAACAGAGAGUGUAGAUAAAAAGUUACAGUUUCACAUUAACAUUGUGUCAGAAAGUAUUGGAAGAAUAAUGCGGAUGAUACACGAUAUUCAUUUUGCUGUAGUUGAUAAUCACGAACAAUUUAGCACACUUAACGUAACAACAACGUCGCAACCUCCUGUUAAAUCUAGCAAGCUAGAUGCUAUUGUCAAACAAAUAAGACCAAUGGUUUUAGUGUCUGAAAAAAUGGAUGAAGUUUGGGAUGUCGUGGUCGGCACAAAAUCGACUGUGGAGCAUCUUCUUCCCAAGUCCGACGCGCUACUUACUCAAACACAACGUCAAGAACGGGCAAUAGACGAAAUUCACCAAGAUCUUAAAACAAAAACCAAUCUGAUCAUUAACAAUUUAGAUUUGGUUGAAACGUUUAAAAAAAAGGAAAAUGAGCAUAUAAAAGCUGAGUUAUUUGAGCCUCACUUUUCAGACAGCUUUGAUGAAUAUGAAUCAAAUAACCACACUGUCAUCGAUAAAACCUUUAAAGAAACGACCUUAAAUACAUCUGGGUCAUAUAUCAAUGUUCAACCGUCCACAGUGAGCAAUGAUUCAGCUACACUUUUCACUUCUAUUUCUGGAUAUGAUAUAAUGAGUCCAUUACGUUCAACAUCUUAUAAUACAAAUACUUCGAACAGUCAAGGAACUUCAAUAAAUGUAUCGUAUACUACAACAGCAAAAUCCUUAAUUCGAAAAGAUGGAAUUAUUUUUCCAAGCGUUAAAAAUAAGCCAUCUAUUAUUAAUAAUUCCAGCGACAUUAUAUCCCUGAAGGAUAUCAAAGGAUUUUCCUGUGCUGAUCUGCUGAGUGCUGGAAUGAAACAAUCCGGAGUAUUUUAUUUACAAAUUCGCGGAACUACAUAUUGGUUUUUAAAGGUGUAUUGUGAUCAAGAAACAACUGAUGGCGGCUGGACGGUGAUACAACGUCGAGAUGAGUUUGGUGAGCCCCGGGAGAACUUCAAUCGGGAUUGGUCAGAUUAUAAAAAUGGAUUUGGAGAACCAGGCAAAGAAUUUUGGCUUGGCAACGAAAAUAUAUAUAUGUUGACAAAUAACGAAGAAUAUACGUUACGCAUAGAACUAGAGGACUUUGAGGGCAACAAGCGGUAUGCUCAGUAUUCCCAUUUUAAAAUACAUUCAGAGGCGGAUUAUUAUAAGCUUGAAAUAGACGGAUAUGAAGGAAAUGCUGGGGAUUCCCUAAACGACCCUUGGUAUGGAUCUAAUAAUAGCCCAUUCUCGACUUAUAAUAAAGAUAACGAUCGAAGCUCGCUUAACUGUGCAAGCAUGCUAAAGGGUGGCUGGUGGUGGAAGUCCUGUGGCAGGGGAUUAAAUGGUCUUUACUUGCAUGAUCCACAAGAUCUAACAGCUCGUCAAGGGAUAGUGUGGUUUCGUUGGAGGGGUUGGGACUAUACCCUGAAAAAGUCCACUAUGAUGAUUCGUCCUAAAAUAUCCCAACUACAGUCAUUGUCUGGAAACUCAAUGUAGACAAUCGGCGAAGCUAUAAACAUUUCCUUUGUUAUAUUUGAAUAGUACAGGCACAGUAAUUAAGGAGUGUUGUGGUUGUAAGAUCAAAGUAUUCUUUACGUGUACAAUUUGAUUUAACCUAAAAAACCAUGUUCCAUGUUAGAGAACAGCCGCACGUGCUUUAAGGCUAUAAAAAUGUAUACCAGUCAAAUUAAAUCGGUCACUGAAUUGGCGAUCAGAACCUGGAAAAGCAUGAAAUAAGUUUACUUUGAUAUUUCGACCCAAACACUUUUUUGGAGUGACUUUGGUAAUUAUAGUAGCUUGUAAAAUACUUAAAUACGGUAAUACA
Drosophila serrata is the source of this 2269-nucleotide messenger RNA. RefSeq lists its product as uncharacterized. The record is from RefSeq and is a predicted model, not a curated record. Gene Ontology annotation, cellular component: fibrinogen complex. NCBI's taxonomy places the organism in Eukaryota, Metazoa, Arthropoda, Insecta, Diptera, Drosophilidae. Gene Ontology annotation, molecular function: protein-macromolecule adaptor activity; extracellular matrix structural constituent. Gene Ontology annotation, biological process: blood coagulation; positive regulation of heterotypic cell-cell adhesion; blood coagulation, common pathway.